AUACCAGUGCACGCUUGCAAAGCUAACAAUAUAAAAAUAGGUUUUGCCUCAUGCCUCUACCCAUUCUGAAGUUAAGCAAAUCAAAAAUAGGUUGGGGCUUUUUAGAAAAAGACUCAUGGGUUAUUUCUCGUGGUAGAAAUAACAUUUAAUCAAUAAUAUAAGGAAUGACAAAAUAGAAACAGAAUGUCAAACUCCAGUCCUGUGCGUGUUCAUUCAGUUCUUUAAAAAAUGGCAACAAAUUCUGGCUUCUAAUUUGAAUGCUGCUGUUUGUUCUGCUUCCUGAUACCAUGAGGUUAAGUUCACCUACCUUUGUGGCAUCAGGCACAUCAACGGUUUUUACCUUACUUGCCAGAAGUACAGGGAAUGCCAGAGAAACCAGGGCUAAAGAAAACAACUCUAUUUUCCACUUCCCUGGUUGCAUUAUAAUUUACUUUGAGACUUAUAUCCUGGUGUAAUAUUUAGAGCAAUAACAAAACAGAUAUUUUUCUUUUAGCAUCUAGUGUUGGAUAGGGCUGUGGGAAAGGGCUGUUGCGACUAAAUGCACUUUUGUUACUGGUAUACAUUUUAACUUUAAUAUAACCUUUUCUUUUCAACACAUGUUCACCCUUCCCUUGUUCUCAAGCCAUGCCAAUAGAGGAGACACCGUUUAAAUAUUUGGAAAAUGGAAUGGAUUUCAAUAGUAAGGAAGCGCUCACCUUUUCUCAAGAAACUCACAGAAGGGAUGAACCAUUUAAAUCUUUGGAAUGUGGAAAAAGUUUCUCUCAGAAGAUAAGCUAUGUUCAUCACAGGGCAAUUCACAAAGGAGAGAAGCUAUUUAAAUGCUCGCACUAUGGAAAGAGGUUUAGUCAUAAAAGAAACCUUAUUAGUCAUCUGGCAACUCACACAGGAGAGAAGCCAUUUAAAUGCGUACAGUGUGAAAAGAGCUUUUGUCAAAAGGGAAACCUUAUUGCUCAUCAGGCAACUCACACAGGAGUAAAGCCAUAUAAAUGCUUGCAGUGUGAAAAGAGCUUUAGUCGCAAACACAUCCUUAUUAGUCAUCAGGCAACUCACACAGGAGAGAAGCCAUUUAAAUGCUUGCAGUGUGAAAAGAGCUUCAGUCAAAAGAGAAGCCUUAUUCGUCAUCAGGCAACUCACACAGGAGAGAAGCCAUUUAAAUGUGUACAGUGUGAAAAGAGCUUUUGCCAAAAGGGAAACCUUAUUGCUCAUCAGGCAACUCACACAGGAGUAAAGCCAUUUAAAUGCUUGCAGUGUGAAAAGUGCUUUAGUCACAAGUACAUCCUUAUUCGUCAUCAGGAAACUCACACAGGAGUGAAGCCAUUUCAUUGCUUGCAGUGUGAGAAGAGCUUCAGUCACAAAAGCACCUUUAUUAGUCAUCAGGCAACUCACACAGGAGUGAAGCCAUUUAAAUGCUUAGUGUGUGAAAAGUGUUUCACUCAAAAGAGUAACCUUAUUAGUCAUCAGGCAACUCACACAGAACAGAAACCAUUUAAAUGCUUGCAGUGUAAAAAGGGCUUCAGUCGCAAGCACGUCCUUAUUCGUCAUCAAGCAACUCACACAGGAGUGAAGCCAUUUAAAUGCUUGCUGUGUGAAAAGAGCUUCAGUCAAAAACACGUCCUUAUUAGUCAUCAGGCAACUCACACAGGAGAGAAGCCAUUUAAAUGUGUGCAGUGUGAAAAGAGCUUUAGCCAAAAGGGAAGCCUUAUUAGUCAUCAGGCAACUCACACGGGAUUAAAGCCAUUUCAUUGCUUGCAGUGUGGAAAGUUCUUCAGUCGAAAGGGAACCUUUAUUUCUCAUCAGGCAACUCACUCAGGAGAGAAGCCAUUUAAAUGCUUGCAGUGUGAAAAGUGCUUUAGGCACAAGCAAGACCUUAUCCAUCAUCAGGCAACUCACAAAGGAGAGAAGCCAUUUGAAUGUCUGCAGUGUGAAAAGAGCUUCAGUCAAAAGGGAACACUUAUUAAACAUCAGGCAAUUCACACAGGAGAAAAGCCAUUUAAAUGCUUGCAGUGUGAAAAGAGCUUCAGUCAGAAGGGAACACUUCAUAAUCAUCAGGCCACUCAUACAGGAGAGAAGCCAUUUAAAUGCUCAGUGUGUCAAAAGAGCUUCAGUCACAAGCAAGUCCUUAUUCGUCAUCAGGCAACUCACACAGGAGAGAAGCCAUUUAAAUGCUCAGUGUGUCAAAAGAGCUUCAGUCGAAAGGACGUCCUUAUUAGUCAUCAGGCAACUCACACAGGAGAGAAACUUUUAAAAUGCUUUCAGUAUGAAAAGAGCUUUAACCAAAAUUGAAGACUUAUUAGUCAUUAGGCAACUCACACAGGAGAGAAGCCAUUUAAAUGCUCAGAGUGUGGAAAGAGCUUCAGUCGAAAAUCAUACCUUGUUUAACAUCAAGCAACUCGCAGUGGAGAAAAACUGGAGUGUGCAAAGAUCUGCAGUUGAAAGACAAGCCUUGUUUUUAAUUGUCAACCCAUACGAAAGAAAUGGGGUAAAGAGAAGUUUCUUUGUUUUAAAUCAAAGGUGGCUUGCAUCUUAGUUAUGGUAACACUGAUUUAAAAAGCUGUGGCUUUUGGGGGAAGUAAUAAUCUGACCAAUUUUCUUUGAUGAAAUAUCUCAUUAAGCAAAAGUGAUAAUAUUUUGAGAGCUAAACGAAAGAUAUUUCAGGUUUUCUUUUACCCAUUCAUGAACAUUAGUUACUGCAAAUAUUUCCUGUCAUGUAUAUUCAGGGUUUAAAAUACAUUUAAUUGAGAUGUUUGAUUUGAAGUGUGGGAAUGGGUUUAAUUAAUGACUAACAGCCCUGUGUUUCAUGUAGUUAUAUGUAUGUGGGACUGAAUUUUCUUGUAUGAAAUAACUAAGAAAGAAUCACUGAUAAACUGUUUUCUAUCUGUUCAUGCAUAAUGGUUUCUGCAAAUGUUUCAUGUCCUAUCUAUAACAUAUAAAUAAUAAUAAAUCCAAUAAGUGA
Anolis carolinensis (green anole) is the source of this 2953-nucleotide messenger RNA. Its product is annotated as zinc finger protein 84-like. Gene Ontology annotation, molecular function: DNA-binding transcription factor activity; RNA polymerase II cis-regulatory region sequence-specific DNA binding. The record is from RefSeq and is a predicted model, not a curated record. NCBI's taxonomy places the organism in Eukaryota, Metazoa, Chordata, Lepidosauria, Squamata, Anolidae. Bases 625 to 2283 code for a protein of 552 amino acids. The transcript has a single exon. Gene Ontology annotation, biological process: regulation of transcription by RNA polymerase II.